AUGGGUAUUUUCCAGGUAACUCUUGGCCCUCUUCUGCUGGGCAUCUUUUGUCAACGCCUAUCUCUAUGGGGUACUUACAUUCCAAUAUGCAUCGUAUUACAAUAUUGCAUUCAACGACGCGUUAUGGAUUCGGUCGGUGUCCGGUUUAACGAUGCGGUCGCCUUCAAGACUGAUACCAUAAAUAUGGCUGGCAGACUCACCGUUUUUGCGUUACUCUGCCUCGACACUUUCCACAGCAGUUCAUUGAUCUACCUCGCUUGGGUCUAUGCUGUAGAUGGCUAUAACAAUCCCUUCGCUUUGACCAGACCUGUUUGGCCUUAUCCAGCAUGGGUAUUUGUAGCUACAGUCACGGCUUGCAUAACGCAGGUGUUUUUGGCAUAUCGGAUUCUCAGGCUUAAAAAGGGCAUUGCGUUAUACGCUACCGUGUUGGUUCUGGCUGCUGCCGCUUUCAUUUUUGGCAUUAUCUUCGGUGUCAAGGUCUGCAAUGUCAAAACGUAUGCCAGCCAUCGUUUCACAACGACUGAGUCUUGUCUUCGGAGCUGA
Messenger RNA from Laccaria bicolor S238N-H82, 543 nucleotides. RefSeq lists its product as uncharacterized. Lineage: Eukaryota; Fungi; Basidiomycota; Agaricomycetes; Agaricales; Hydnangiaceae. Bases 1 to 543 code for a protein of 180 amino acids. The transcript is spliced from 8 exons. The record is from RefSeq and is a predicted model, not a curated record.